Molecule: messenger RNA, 1074 nt
Organism: Striga hermonthica
Lineage: Eukaryota; Viridiplantae; Streptophyta; Magnoliopsida; Lamiales; Orobanchaceae
Source: the annotation of a GenBank genome assembly
AUGAGAAUCUCGACCAUGAAAUUAACAUUAGCAGCAGAAAUCCGUCCUCCCCAAUUGCACCUCCAAUUCCCCCUUCAUCCACCCAUUCUCCCCGCCUCCGCCGCCUCCAACGCCGCUACCACCGCCUUCCGCCAGCUUCCCCUCCAACUCCGCCACCGUCACCGCCCACCCCCACUCAAAUCCCACCAUCCCCAGCUACCGAAUCCCCAAACCACCACCACCACCACCGCCUCGUCGGACGACGGUGGAAUCCCAAUCGAACACGUAACAACCCUAGCCAAAUUCAAAUCCCGGCACAACUACAUCCGUGUCCUCCAGGUCUCCCGCGCAGCCGACCACCCCCUCGCCGGCUCCCGCCUCCUCCUCCUCGACGCCCCAGGAAACAUCCACAGCAUCUCCUACAUCUUCAAAACCCUAACGGACUCCUACUUCGACGUCUUCGCCACCCUUCCCCCAAUCCUCCCGCCCGGACCCGUCGCGAUCCUCGGGUUCGGAGCCGGAUCGGCCGCCAGAAUCAUCCUCGACCUCUACCCGGAGGCCAUCGUCCACGGAUGGGAGCUCGAUCCGGCGGUUAUCUCCGUUGCCAGGGAGUACUUCGGCCUCGAAAAGCUCGAAACGAAGCACGGCGGCCGGGUCUUUAUCCGCACGGGGAACGCCCUGAACGCCACCUCGAAGAGCGGCUUCGCCGGAAUCAUAGUCGAUCUGUUCCGGAAGGGGAGGGUGAUCCCGGAGCUCCAGGACCCGGCGACGUGGGAGGGGCUGAAGAGAAGCCUGAAAAGAGGCGGGAGGAUGAUGGUGAACGUCGGCGGGAGGUGCGUGGAGCCAGAGGAUGUAAGGAUCGACGGCGGUUUGAUAAUGGCGGAGACUUUGAAGGCGAUGGAUAAGGUUUUUCCAGGUAAGGUUCGUGUGCUGAGUGUUGACGGUCGGGAGGAGGAUAGCUCGGUUGCAAUGACGGGUGCGCCGCCGGACGCCGCCGCAUGGAAGGAGGCGCUGAGGCGGCCGUUGAGGUUUUACGCCGAUAUGUGGAGGCCUUAUUGUGCGGGUGGUGGUGUAAAGAGUCCCGCCGCCGAUUAA